CCUGUCUCGAUCUUUUAGUCGUUCUCAGUGCUCGAUCAGUGAUAUUGCUCGACUCCGAUCUUGAUAUAUAGAUCAAGUCAACGCAAUACUACUUUGUCGUUACCGUUCAUUCAUCAGAGCUUAAGAGAGACGACUCGUCAUGGCCCUCAGACCCCAACACACGGGCGACUCGAUUAGGUCCGAACGGUCCUUCCACUCGUCCCAUGGCCAUCAGACCCCGGUCUUGUCCCGAAAGAGCAGUAUCGCGAAUACCAAGAUCAAUACCGCUCAGAUCGGGGUUCCUUUGCCCAAGGAAGCUGGGGAUAGCGAUGGAUUCGGUGCUAGACCCAGGAUGCACAAGAGGAGCUUGACCGGUAACUACGAUCCCUCUCAAGGUGCCGAACCCGAAACCAAGUGGCCCAUCGGAGAUGAGAAGACCUGGAAAGACGCGUUGAAGGCAGACGAGGAAAAGGACGUCAAGUCGAUUGCGGCUCAUGUCGUCCACCACGUCAGCACCACUUUGGCCCGUCAACCGUUCAACGCGAACGACAGCGUGGCCUACCAAGCCUGCGCCUUGGCGAUCAGGGACGAGCUCAUCCGACGAUGGAACACUACCACCAGUUAUCACACCAAGGUCGCGCCCAAACGAGCUUAUUACUUUUCGCUCGAAUACUUGAUGGGAAGGACCCUGGACAAUGCGGUCCUCAACCUGGACAUGAAAGACAUGGUCGCCGAGACCAUGGGUAAGCUCGGUUUCAACUUUGAGGACCUCUUGGACGAAGAGAGGGACGCUGGACUCGGUAACGGAGGAUUGGGCAGGUUGGCGGCUUGUUACCUCGAUUCCGCAACGACCCUUGACCUGCCCGUUUGGGGUUAUGGGUUGAGGUACGAUUAUGGCAUUUUCAAGCAGUUGAUCGAUGAGAACGGUCGACAAGUUGAGGCACCCGACCCAUGGCUAGCCGAACCCAACCCGUUCGAAAUCCCCCGGAACGACAUUCGCUACCCCGUCCGUUUCUUCGGACAAGUCGAGAAGCAAGGCGAUAGAUGUUACUGGUGGGGCGGACAAGAGGUUCAAGCUAUGGCUUAUGAUGUGCCUAUUCCCGGAUGGAAGACCAAGAAUGUCAACAACAUCCGUCUUUGGAGCGCAAAACCGAUUACUGGUUUCGACUUGCAAUCUUUCAACGCUGGAGAUUACGAGCGCGCCGUAGCUGCUUCCCAGAGCGCCGAGACCAUUACUCGAGUCCUUUACCCCAACGAUAACACCACGGCCGGAAAGGAACUGCGUCUGAAGCAGCAGUAUUUAUGGUGUUGCGCCUCGUUGCAAGAUAUUUUGCGACGAUACAAGAAGCUCGAUCUGCCUUGGUCUCAGCUUCCUACCAUGAUCAGCAUCCAGUGCAACGACACUCAUCCGAUCAUCGCCAUCCCAGAGCUCCAGCGAGUUCUGGUGGAUGAGGAACAUCUGCCUUUCGACGAGGCCUGGGAGAUCGUCAAGGCUUGUUUCUUCUAUACGAAUCACACUGUUCUCCCCGAAGCUUUGGAGACCUGGCCGGUACCCCUGAUGGAGCACCUCCUGCCUAGGCACAUGCAGAUCAUCUACGAUAUCAACUGGUCUUUCCUUCAAGCCGUGGCGAAGAAGUUCCCCGGCGACCAAGAUCGUCUGGGGCGAAUGUCCCUGAUCGAGGAGAGUCAGCCUCGAAGGGUCCGUAUGGGGUACCUCGCUGUCGUCGGAACCACGAAGGUCAACGGUGUUGCCGCCUUGCAUUCCGGUCUGGUCCGCAGUGUUCUGUUCAAGGACUUUGUUGAGUUUUAUGGACCCAGCAAGUUCACCAACGUCACCAAUGGUAUUACACCCAGGCGUUUCCUGCACCAAGCCAACCCAGAGCUAUCCAGUCUGAUCACUUCCUGCAUCGGAACCGACGAGUGGCUCAAGGACUUGAGCUUGAUCGGCAAAUUUGAGCCUUUCGUUGAGAACCCUCAGGUCCGAAAAUCGUUCCAGGCCAUCAAGGAGAGCAACAAGUUGAGGCUGGCUGAGUUGGUCGAGAAGGAGUUGGGCAUUGCCCUUGACCCGACCGCCUUGUUCACGGUCCAAGCCAAGCGUUUCCACGAGUACAAACGACAGACCCUAAACGUCUUUGGGUGCAUCCACCGUUACUUGAAGAUCAAAGCUAUGACUCCUUCUGAGAGGAAGAAGGUUACCCCCCACGUCGCUUUCUUUGCCGGAAAGGCCGCCCCAGGCUACGCCAUGGCCAAGCUCAUGAUCCAGUUGAUCAACAACGUCGGACGCGUCGUCAACAACGACCGAGAGGUCGGAGACUUGUUCAAGGUCGUCAUGCUUGCCGACUAUUCGGUCUCCCUAGCCGAAGUCUUGAUGCCCGCAGCUGACUUGAGCGUGCAGAUCUCGACCGCUGGUACCGAGGCCUCGGGCACAGGAAACAUGAAGCUCAGCAUCAAUGGCGCCUUGAUGUUGGGAACCGUCGACGGUGCCAAUGUCGAGAUCGCAGAAGAGGUUGACGAAGAGCAGUGUUUCCUGUUUGGACACUUGACGCCUGAUGUUGACCACGUCCGCUACCUCAACGAAUACCAAGCUAUGCCUUUACAGGAGCGCUGCGCCGAGUUAGCUAAGGUCUUCGACGCCAUCAAGGGUGGCAUGUUUGGAAACGGGAACGGCGACAACUACACUAGUUUGCUCUACACCGUCGAGCACGUUGAUCACUACUUGGUCGCGAAUGAUUUCGAGUCGUAUCUCAGGGCCGAAGCUUUGGCUGACGAUCUCUUUACGAACAAUCACGAAGAAUGGGUGAGGCGCGCCAUGUUAACGACCGCGAGGAUGGGCAAGUUCAGUAGUGACCGAGCCGUCGCGGAAUAUGCGGAAGAGCUUUGGAACAUCGAACCCGCUCGCGUUCCCGAACACUGAGCCUCAAACGCGGCCGUCUACGACCUUUGGGCCACCAAUAUGUCGCUAGAACUGGGUCUGUACAUUGGAGAUGCUUUGAAAGUCGCCUAUCUGAACGCAUGAUUGUAUGAUGAUCUGAUGAUCUGAUGAUGGAUUCCAUGUCUGGUUUCAUCUAA
Molecule: messenger RNA, 3048 nt
Organism: Filobasidium floriforme
Lineage: Eukaryota; Fungi; Basidiomycota; Tremellomycetes; Filobasidiales; Filobasidiaceae
Exons: 19
Coding region: 140-2893 (917 amino acids)
Biological process (GO): glycogen catabolic process
Cellular component (GO): cytoplasm
Molecular function (GO): glycogen phosphorylase activity; pyridoxal phosphate binding
Source: RefSeq, a predicted model, not a curated record